This is a messenger RNA of Aspergillus fischeri NRRL 181, 741 nucleotides long. RefSeq lists its product as uncharacterized. NCBI's taxonomy places the organism in Eukaryota, Fungi, Ascomycota, Eurotiomycetes, Eurotiales, Aspergillaceae. The record is from RefSeq and is a predicted model, not a curated record. The transcript has 4 exons. Bases 1 to 741 code for a protein of 246 amino acids.
AUGAUUCAGUCAAUGUUCAUGCCAUUAUCCUUCCUCGUGUUGGCCAUCUCUGCCCUGGCUUGUACCAGUCACCCUGGGAACAAUAGAUGGGUGUCAGGAACGAGCAACAAAGCUACUCACAAUAUCCACUAUAAUGUUGACGCAGAUACCGGUACAGCAUUAGAGUGCCGGUGUGGGAUGGCACAGUUCCUGACACUGCCACAUGCAAACAUUACGCCUCCUUCGGAAGCUAGGCGAUGCGCCAGCUAUAAGUUGAUUGACGCUCGUGGCACGAAUGAGCCGCAAGGGGUUUCCUUGAUGUUUUAUCCCCUGAUACAAAACAUUCUUGCGAAUGUCACUGGUGGUGUCAGUCUGCCGGUAGAGUACCCAGCUGCACCAGAUCAAAACACCACCACUGGGGAGAAGUUCGUUGUUGAAACUAUUGUUCAAGGACUCCGCGACUGUCCUAACCAGAACCAACUCAGUACUUCGGCCCUUGAAUCAAUUAAAUCAGUUAUUAUUGUGGGCAACCCAUACCGUCUUCCUGGGAAGACGUCCAACGUGAAUGCUACUGCCCAGCAUGAUGAGCGAGCCUCUGUAGGCAUGUUCGCAGAAAAUGCUAUUGCCAGGAACGAAACUAUUCCUCAGCUCUCAGCGCAAAUAGACCAGAGUGGCAAAGUGCUCGAUUUUUGCCUUGAGUUUGCUCGCCCAACCGUGCCUGCUCCUGCCAAAUCCCUGCCGACCACCUUUCCUACGGGUUAG